CUGCGCGAUUCAGUCUUUGACUCUCCACCAAUUCGGUCGCUUGCGUUUGCUCCAGCUGCGUUCUUUUCGCUCUCUUUGGCUCGCGUGAAAGUCGUAAAGUUCAGCUAGCUCUCUACGAUACAGAAAAAGAAACGCAUACAACAAAUUCGCCAGCGAUAGAAAACCGAUUUAAACUGCAAUUGCAAUGCCUAAAAUGCGUACGUGAGUUUCGCGCAGUGAUCGCUGUGAAAGUUCAAGUGAAAGCGGAAAGAAGAAACAAAGCGAGAAUACUUCAAAAGCAAUAAACCAAAAAGUGCAAAAAUACCUAAAGUUUAAACAAAGAAAACAAGUUAUACAAAACCAUAGCCAUGUUGUGUCCGCCAAUGGCCCUGGGCCCAUUUCUCGCCGCCCCCGUGCCACGCCCACCGCCCAGCGCAUCGGAGAAGAAGAGAAUCUGUCGGAACCUAUUCAAUAACGCUCCCGGGGACUCGAAUAUCGAUCAGCUGUUGGCCCAGGAGCAGCACACGCAGAGAUUAUACGUUAAGGAACGCUACGGAUAUGACAUCCAGCUGGAAUCUAAUCGGGAUGCGGAUGCGAAUACGGAUGCGGAUGCUGAUACGGAUGCCCAUUGUCAGGUCCUGCGCGGAAUGCGGUAUCCGACCUCAAGGACGAUAUCCAGCACCGAUGCCGAUGAGUGCAAUCCAAAGGCAGUCAGCCAAGCGCCGAGGGGCAUGGCCCUGACUCCCGCCCAGAUCUCCGCCAGCGCAAAGCUGAUCCUUCAGAAAUGCCCGGAAAGCGAUCGCAAAAAAAGCAACGGCAGUGCGGAUUUGGCCAACUGCACGCGACAUGGCCAAAAGCCAUAUGCGAGGCAGCCACAAGGCCUCAAAGGCAUGUACAAUGUUCGCAAGACCGUGAAUGGUAUUUCGAAACCCAACGUCAAGAAUGGUUACAACAACAACAACAACAGCAGCAGCAGCAACAACAACAGCAACAUGAAUAUUAAUAAUAAGAUUGUGGAUAAUGGUACUAGCGAAUUGGCAGAUCAGAAGCAGUAACUUUGGAUCAGAAUGACGAUGACAAAUAGCCCCUGGCGGAGCAAUAAUUGCAAUAUAUGAUAUUAAUUGUAAAUGUAAUUUUAAUUUCUAAAAUAAUUUGUUUAUUUUUUUGUACCCCCGCCAUACACAGAUACUUUUGUGUAUGGAUUGUACGUUUGUUUUAAACCAAGACUUGACGGUCCAAAAAUGUUGUUGCAUAACAAAUGAUUAAGUGAAUGGAUAAAAGCCAACCAGAAACAACAACAAAAGCAACCCCAGAAAAGAUCGGCGCGCGUGCACGGCCAAAAACAGGCAAAAAAAAUAUAUGAUUAAUAAUUAAUAAUAGUAAUAUAUCCGGAUGCAUUGCGAUAUCGGUCUUAUAAUGGAAAUUAUUAAGUUAAUGGAUAUGUGCUAAUGUUAGACAAGCGAUCGACAGCGCCAUGCAUCCACUAUAUAUAGACUAAACCCCAACCCAAACCAAUUCAAGCGUUCUCAGCGUGUUUUCGGGUCCAGAUGCACGCGUGUGCCAAAAGUAUUUACAAUUUACUUUGUGUCAUGAUCUCAAUUAUUAAAAACAAUUUUAUUAUUUUGUUUAUCUAAAUGUAAUUAUAAUUGAAAUUAUUUAAAAAUUCUUCUUAGCCCACAAACAAACACACACACACACCCUCGCCCCUCUCAUUCACACACCACCCACGCACACUUUUACACACACGCACACACACACACUGUACUCAUAUUUAUUGUAUGUACAUUAUCGAUGUGACAUUUUAAAUUGUAUGUACUGUCUAUGUAUAAAAACUUCGUAUCUAUGGCAAAAUUAUUUCCCCUUUAAGAGACCCCCCCAUUUUCGAAAUUCUAUUUUGAACAACCAAACUGUGUAUAUUGUACGGAGUGUAACCAAACUCCAAGCAGCUAAAUGCGAAAAACCACAACAACAAAUACUGUGCAUAUUUCCUUAAAAACUUUGUACGAAAGCAAGAUGAAAAAAAAAAACUAUUCUACUGUAACUCUCAAGCGGAGAGUAGCAGAAAAAAACC
Drosophila melanogaster (fruit fly) is the source of this 2050-nucleotide messenger RNA. It is a transcript of the gene glec, whose product is annotated as gliolectin. Gene Ontology annotation, cellular component: membrane. The transcript is spliced from 2 exons. Bases 348 to 1034 code for a protein of 228 amino acids. Lineage: Eukaryota; Metazoa; Arthropoda; Insecta; Diptera; Drosophilidae. The record is from RefSeq and is marked reviewed.